CUCAUGUCUCUCAACAUUAUUUUAUACAAACAUUCAUACAAUUCUCAGUCAACACUAAAACAGAUCCAAAUGUUGAUUCAGAUUGUAAUGAAUACACUCGCGGCUCAAUUUCAUAGAUGUCGUCCACUCAACGAACACAUGCAAAGUCCUAUACCAUCCCGUUCUCGAGAUUUGAGUACAGCAUCAGUAGAUUUAGAGCAAAUCCAAGAACAGGAACAAAGUAUUGACUCUCAAACAGAAGACAACGAUAUGUUUUCUCCGAAACUCAACGAAACGGUCAGCGCUUUCUCUAGUGAUGCCGACGAUGAGGACAAGGAGACCGAACCCAUCAGUGAGAGUCCAAAAGCAAGAGUUGUCGAUAAAUUUGAGGAUUUAAUAAUAGACAAUAAAACUAAUGACUUAAUUAGUACAGCAAUUGAGUCAAAAGUAGAGAAUUUAGCGCAAGAUUUAGUGAAAGAAAAACCAGAGCUUAAGACUAAUGAGAUGACAGUUGCCAACAAACCAGAGCUUAUUUUGGCCAACAAUACGAUAGAGAAGGAGGAAAUUGUUGGCGAAAAAGUGAUUGAUGUAAACGAUAUGUUAACCAAUUCACAGAAACCUCCAUAUCAUCCACCGGUGCAACGAAUAAGCCGUCAAUUGUCGCCAACGGCUAACAGACAUAAAAUGCAAAGAAUGGAAGCCAUCGAGGGUUCACUCAAACUGAAGAAGAAUAAGAAAGACUUGAAUGAAAAACAGUGUCCAACAAAUGUAGCCGACAUUCCCACUCAUAAUUCAUUGACUCGUUUCGGAAGUGUAGACGAAAAGUGUUCAACUCAUGAAAGCGGACAUAAAGUGCUGCGAAAUGUGAACAGCAGUGACAGCGCGGAUACAAAAGUGUCAAAGUCUACGUGGACUAUAGAAAUACAUUCUCCGGUCAAACUUCAGCCCAUUUUGCCGAGACAUGAGCCAAGACUGUCGCACAUGAGGUUUGAGAAGCCAUAA
Molecule: messenger RNA, 981 nt
Organism: Medioppia subpectinata
Lineage: Eukaryota; Metazoa; Arthropoda; Arachnida; Sarcoptiformes; Oppiidae
Source: the annotation of a GenBank genome assembly